This is a messenger RNA of Penicillium angulare, 2016 nucleotides long. RefSeq lists its product as uncharacterized. The coding region runs from base 1 to 2016 and encodes 671 amino acids. The record is from RefSeq and is a predicted model, not a curated record. Lineage: Eukaryota; Fungi; Ascomycota; Eurotiomycetes; Eurotiales; Aspergillaceae. The transcript has 3 exons.
AUGGCCGACGAGGAGGAGCGCAUCAAAGCCGAGAAGCUGGCUGCGGCCAAGAAAAGAGUGGCCCAGCUCCAGAAACAAAAGAAAAAGGCCAACAAGAAAGCCUCACCAUCCACAGACGAUGGUGCAAAGACCGCCGAGGCUUCCAACGAGCCUGAAGCCGAGGCCGAGGCUGCUGCGGAAACAACAGAGGAACCUCUAGUAGACAGCCCCGCCGAGGAGAAACAGGAAGACACGUCUGCAACCACAGAAACACCAGCCGAGUCUGCACCGGUGCCAGAGCCAGAAAUCAAGGAGGAGGAAUCGAACAAACAGCAAGAUGCUACUACGGAAUCCCCUGUCGAGCCCAUGCCCCCGGCACCUACCUCUCCCGAUCCCGAGGCCGAAGCGCAACCUGCUCGUCUUGAUACACCUCGAGCAGGGCAUGGUCGCCAGCCAUCGCUAUCUAUCCAGUCGAAGAUGCGCUCAUCAUCUUUCCGUAAGACAUCCGUCUCGCAAGGAAGCCAUUCUCCUUCGCCAGCGCUCAAAUCACCCCCCGGAUCUCUGCCGCCCUUAACUGGGGACGGAGACUCUGUGCAUGAGGUAUUCCGUAAACAGUCGACGCGCAUUGAGGAACUAGAGAAAGAGAACAAAUGGUUUGAGAAGGAAUUAGGUGACGCGACGACACGCUGGCGCAAGACAGAGGAUCAGUUGGAGGACCUCCGAGAAGCUAAUGUUGAUGGCGCGGAAUUGAGGGAGAAAUUGAAGGAGGCGGAGGAGAAAGUCGCCAGCAUAGAGACCUUGAAAGAGGAAAUUGCCUCGCUUCAACGACAAAACUCACAGCUUCAAUCACGAUCACAUCGCAACAAUAGUACGCCGGGGCAGUCAGAGUCACCGCCAGCCGACCUUGUGCGCCAGCUAGAGUCUAAAUCGGCUACCAUUGAAGAAAUGGAAUUAGAGAUUUCUAAUUUGCGCGCUCAAAUCAAUUCCCAGUCAUCUUCGAACAAUGCACACGAGACCCAGAUAGUGGCAUUGGAGGAGAAGGUGUCCAAAUCACAGGCUGCACUUGAGAAAUCCCAGCGUGAACUGGCCGACUCGAAGCAGGCAUUGACAAGAGCUUCAGAGAAAGCUGUGAAAGAAGGAGUUGAUAAGACUUCUACAGAGGCUUUGAUCAAGAGCCUGCAGCGCGAGAUUGAAGAUCAUAAGAAUGAGAAAACAGAGGCAGAAAAGAAGAUUGAAACACUGGACAAGAAACUCCAGGCAAUGGGCAAUCUGCACAAAGAAUCAGAAACCCGCCACCAAACCCGGCUCCGCGAAACUGAGAAAUCAGAUAAAGAGACAGCCGUACUGCGCAAGAAACUCGCGAGCAUCGAGAACGAGAACCUCCGCCUUCGCGAAGAGCGUGAUCGCAUGCGCAAACAAAACGCCGGAGGUGCAGACGACGACGCUAUCGACGAACUGGAAGAUGAAGAGCGCCAACGUCUGGAGCGCCGUAUCCGCGAACUAGAAGGAGAAGUAUUUGACCUCCGCCGUGGUGUAUGGGAAGAGAAACGUCAAGAAUUAGCGGGUCAACCAUUCGAAGAGAACCCCGAGUACCCAGCAGGCGAUACAGCCGCCAAUGCCUUUGACGACGUCGAUCUCGUUGGCGGUCGCCCAGACCACGCUCGCCGUCGCAGCAUGGCGCAUCAGCAACAACACUCCUCUUUCUCGACAGUCCUAUCUAGUGGCUUCGCUGCAUUCACAGGCAGUGGCAAUAAUCCCAAUCGCGCCCGCGCUGGCUCCUCAAACCCACCUCAUCCCAACGUUCCUGGUACACGGGGCAGUCUUGAACUUCUAUCUGAAGAGAACCUCGAUGAUGAGUUUGAUGAGACUGAGUUCCGGCGCGCACAGGCUGAAGAAGAGGGCCGUCAGCGUGUUCAAUGGGUCCGUGAUAUUAAGGGUAAGUUGCGCGACUGGAAUGGGUGGCGCCUGGAUCUAGUUGAUAGUCGUGCUGGUGCCGAGGGAGCUGGUGUGGGGAUGGGAGAGAUUUUUGAAGUUUAG